Culex pipiens pallens (northern house mosquito) is the source of this 3199-nucleotide messenger RNA. It is a transcript of the gene osy, whose product is annotated as ABC transporter G family member 20. Gene Ontology annotation, molecular function: ATP binding; ABC-type transporter activity; ATP hydrolysis activity. Gene Ontology annotation, cellular component: membrane. Lineage: Eukaryota; Metazoa; Arthropoda; Insecta; Diptera; Culicidae. The coding region runs from base 366 to 2729 and encodes 787 amino acids. The record is from RefSeq and is a predicted model, not a curated record. The transcript has 8 exons.
UCAGUCCGCUGUGAGAUUCUGAAGCGAUCGGUUCAGCUCGUUUCGCGGUUCGUCGGGACAUUCUGGUUGAGAAGUUCUUUUGUUAAGGUUCUGAUUGAUUGUGUUGACUACGGUGAAGAGUUGGUGAAGUUCGUCGUUUGAGAAUAUUUCAAAUUUUUGUUCAAAAUAAAGAGAAAAAAAAUCAAACAGUGAAUCCACCCCAAUCAGGUCGGUCUUUAUUGAUUGUGCGCGAAGAAAGUGAGUUUGUUGUGCCGAUAACCGGAGCAGCAGCUGAUCGAAGCGAAGCGGCUCAUCUCACGAUUUACAGAGUGAGAUCGAGGCAGUAACACCGCCGCCAACCCUAAAUCACAAGGCGCUGCCUCGCGAUGGACGUCGAAUCCGAGGGUGUCCAGCCGGUCGGGCCCACCGGGAACGGGGGCCACACGGUCGAGAUCAGCGACCCGAAGGCCGACGCCGCCGACAGCGUCCACAUCGAGCUGGCCGCCCGGCGGCGGAUGUUCAUGAGCCAGCCCUCGACGGUGGCCAUCCGGCGGCAGCAGGCGGUCUGCGUGCGGCGGGCGCACAAAAUCUACGGCACCAAAAAGAACCCCAACGUCGUGCUGGACGGGCUCAACAUGACCGUGCCGAAGGGGUCGAUAUACGGCCUCCUGGGAGCGUCCGGUUGCGGCAAGACCACUCUUCUGUCCUGCAUAGUCGGCCGAAGACGACUCAACUCGGGCGAAAUCUGGGUGCUCGGAGGAAGACCAUGCUCGCGGGGUUCCGGCGUGCCCGGACCCCGGAUCGGCUACAUGCCACAAGAGAUUGCUCUGUACGGCGAGUUCAGCAUCCGCGAAACGCUCAUCUACUUUGGCUGGAUCUGCGGCAUGAGCAUAGCACAGGUCGACGAAAGGGUCGAAUUUUUAGUUAAGCUUCUUCAACUCCCGAACGCGUCCCGGUUUAUCAAGAAUCUGUCCGGAGGUCAACAGCGACGGGUGAGUUUAGCGUCCGCUUUGCUGCACCAGCCUGAGCUGUUGAUUCUGGACGAACCUACUGUGGGAGUGGAUCCGGUGCUUCGCCAGAGCAUCUGGGAUCAUUUGGUGGAGAUUGUGAAGGACAACAAAACUACGGUGAUCGUCACGACGCACUACAUCGACGAGACCCGCCAGGCGCACAUGAUUGGGUUGAUGCGAGGUGGCAAGUUCCUGGCCGAGGAAUCACCCGCGGAUCUACUGGCCAAGUACCAGGCUGAAACGCUUGAGGAUGUCUUCCUUAAGCUGGCCGUGCUGCAGAACAUGGGCAAACGACGCCGGUCGUCGAUCGCCCAGGAGGUCGUGGAGCAGAUUCGCGUUCCGGCCAUCGCGAACCCCGCGCUGGACCUGUCCUCAGAGGAAGAUCACGGAGAAAUCUCCGGCGAAUUCGGUGAUAACAUUUCCAUGUCCUCGCGAGGUCCCGACUCGAUCACGCCGGAAAUCCAAGCUCCUCCACUGCCUCCCGAGGAGGACACCAAGGUUCCACUGAUCGAGUACUUUAAGUUUGUCAACCCGAACAUCAUGCGGGCACUGCUGUGGAAGAACAUCAUGUGGAUGUUGCGAAACGUUGGUGUAAUGCUGUUUAUCCUAGGACUGCCGGUGGGGCAAAUUGUGCUGUUCUGCUGGGCGAUAGGACACGAUCCGGUGGGCUUGAAGGUUGCCGUUGCCAAUUACGAACAGACCCAGGCUAACUUCUCCCUGAUGGAGUGUCCCUCCUUCCCGGGCUGCAACUACAGUAUGCUGAGCUGUCGCUAUUUGGAAAAUUUGAAGAACAAAAGUAUCGACGUGCAAUUCUACCAAACCGAAGACGAGGCUCGCGAGGAAGUGUCCCACGGUCGGGCUUGGGCUUCGCUCGUCUUUGCGCACAACUACUCGGAAGCGGUGGUAGAACGGUCGGAAAACCUGAGGAACAUCAAGGACUGGACGCUGGAGGCGGCUACCGUUGGCGUUAGCAUGGAUAUGUCGAAUCAGCAAAUUGGAACUCUUCUCUUCCGGGACAUCCAGUACGCGUACCUGGACUUCAUCCAAGGUAUCUUAAAGGACUGCGACGUCAACCCGUCGAAUGGACGACCUCCGAUCCAGUGGAACACGCCAAUCUACGGAGAUCGGGAUCCUAACUUCACCGACUUUGCCGCUCCUGGCGUGAUAUUGACGAUCAUCUUCUUCCUGUCGGUGGCGUUGACUUCGGGUGCGAUGUUGAUCGAACGUAACGAGGGCAUCCUGGAGCGUUGUCUGGUGUACGGCGUAACCGGGGUGGAGAUUCUGUUUUCGCACGUCAUCUCCCAGCUGCUGGUCAUGUUCAUCCAGACGGCGAUGGUGAUCGUGUUCAGCUUUUACGUGUUUGACAUUACGCUUCGCGGCGAGCUGGCGUCGGUGGUGUUGAUGACCGUGCUGACCGGACUGUGCGGAAUGAGCUUUGGGUUCGUCAUCUCGUGCUCGGUUGACAGCGAAAGAUCCGCGGUGUACAUGGCGAUGGGAAGCUUCCUGCCGAUCGUGAUGCUGUGCGGUAUCAUCUGGCCCAUCGAGGGCAUGCACCCGCUCGUGAAACCCUUCUCGAUAUUCUUGCCCCUGACCAAAUCUACCGAAUCGGUCCGUUCGAUAAUGCAGCGAGGUUGGAUGAUCGAUCAUCCGCAGGUCUACAUGGGCUUCGUCUCCAUCACGAUCUGGAUCAUCAUCUUCCUGACCUUGAGCAUACUGCUGCUCAAGUUCAAGAAGGGAUAAGCCGGGGGUUUGCCAACUACGCAGAUUAUUUUGCUCAAGCUCUAGCUGUACACUAUUUGAAGGCUUUCUGUAGGGUAGUUUUUUUAAACUGUUUUAGCUGUUAAGGGAUACUUUUGCCAAGUAUGGAAAUCUUGCGAAUUUUACACUUCAUAGGCCAAAUGAUUAGAUUUUCUGUGAACAGAGAACUGAUGUGAGGUAAUUUUAGCAAUACUAGUGUUUGUUUAGUUAGAACAGACAAAUCGAGCAGUGUAAAUAACCCAAAUAUUUAUUCUUAGAAAACUCAAAUCCCAAAAAAAACAACAAUCUCUCUAACCCAAAACAACAAUCCCCAAAUUUCCCCCCUCCCUGGUUUAGUUUUAAGAUGUGUGAUGGUAUGUAUCUCAGAGUUUCUGUACUUGUUACCAACCAACGUGCCUUCCCUCCGCGGAGCGAGGCACUCAAGUUAAUAAAACCAGUCUACAUGAAAACCC